AUGAAGCUAUUUCUGCUGUUUAAGUCCUUAAUCCUGGCAGCAUGGACUCAGUCACUAGCUCACAGUGAUAAUGGCACAGACACUCAGAAAACAGAUUCAAAUGAAUCAGACUCACACCGAACUGACACACACCGCAUCAGCAGUGGCCUAAUGCAGUGUGGCGAAUAUAGCAACGAGGUGAUGCCCAAUGGACAGUGUCGCUUGAUGGCCACGUUGCCACAGCUAGAAGAGCAGAGGUGUCCUGACAUGUUUCGCUGCACAGACGAGGUGUCGUAUUGGCUGCAUGAGAAUGAAGAGCGUAAACAGCAAAUGCAAGACCUGAAGGAGACCAUCUCAGAGCUUCAGGAAGAGCUACGGAAUCACAGGCACCGCAUCAAAGUUCUGGAGUUACAGAAUGAAGAGAAGAACAGUCAGAACUCUUCAUUGGAACAGCGAUUCCAUGCUUUGGAGCAAAUCUAUGAAGAAGCCAACACACUGUUGCACAUUCAUGGUUCUCUCAUCUAUGACAUGCAGACACAGAUCCGAAACCUCACCAUGUCUGUGGAGCGUGUUCGACGCAACCCUGGCUGCAUGAUCAACAUCGUCCGCACAAGUCCACUCCUCAAUGCACAAGAAACCCUGCAUCCAGAGGUUCAGCAUAUACGAAACUGCCCAAUCGACUGUGCUUCCUUGUACUACAAUGGAGUCCACAGAUCUGGGAUUUUUACUGUUGUACCUUCACUAGGAUCAACACCUGUUGAGGUCUACUGUGACAUGGAGACUGAUGGUGGUGGCUGGACCAUGUUCCAGCGUCGACAGGACGGCAAGGUUAAUUUCAAUCGCAAGUGGACAGAAUACAGAGAUGGCUUUGGAGACCUGAAUGGUGAAUUCUGGUUGGGGAAUGACCACAUUCAUGACAUUUCUAGCCAGGGGGAUUACUGCUUACGCAUCAACCUGGAAGACUGGAAUGGCAAACACAAACAUGCUCUCUACCAAAGUUUCAGGAUUGAGGAUGAGGAGAACCAAUAUCGCCUCCAUGUAUCUGGGUUUAGUGGAACAGUGGAGGACUCGUUCAGCUGGUACCAUGACAAGCAGAGCUUCAGUACACCUGAUACAGGCAACAUCUGUGCUGAGAUCUCCCAUGGAGGAUGGUGGUACCACCAGUGCUUCUUUGCUAACCUGAAUGGCGUGUAUUAUAAGGGGGGGCGUUACUCUGCCAAAGGGAAGAAUCUUUUAGGACCAGAUGGCAUUGUGUGGUACACCUGGAAGGAUUCGGAUUACUACUCACUGAAGAAAGUGAGCAUGAUGAUCCGCCCACGGACCUUCAAGCCCCGUCCUUCUCCUUGACAACUGACGUUGCUCAAGACAUCAUGGAAACUCAACCUGUGAUGAUGUCAAUAGAGAAUAUUGAUUCUGCAUGGCUGGAUGGAAACAUC
Messenger RNA from Colossoma macropomum (tambaqui), 1415 nucleotides. RefSeq names its product angiopoietin-related protein 7. The record is from RefSeq and is a predicted model, not a curated record. The coding region runs from base 1 to 1326 and encodes 441 amino acids. The transcript has 6 exons. Lineage: Eukaryota; Metazoa; Chordata; Actinopteri; Characiformes; Serrasalmidae.